AUGAAAUUUCAAUCAAUAUAUGCAUCAAUAUUAAUUUUAGCUUUUAAUCAUUUUUUGAUAGCAUUUGCAGCUCAUCCCUGUAUUGAUUAUCCAGAUCCUUUAAAUCCUGGUCGAUUUGAAUUUACAGAUUGUCCAAAUAUUGUUGAGGAUGAUAUUGAAGAUUUGCCCAAUGUUAAACGUGAAAUCCAAAAUUUCUUUCAUAUAGAUAUUAAUUGUUAUUCUGACGCAACCUUGUGUAAAAAAAUAAAAAAAGCCUUUGAUGACGCUGGAAAAGAAAUAUCAAAAGUAUUGAAGUUAAAAAAGAAAAUUUAUGUAAAUGCUACCUUCGAAAGUUUUUCUUUAAUGGAAAGAAAUGUUUUAGGUUCUACUUAUCCCACACGAAGUAUAUUUCUGACCUCAGAUGAUAAGAUUACAAGACUUUAUCCUCAAGCUCUUGCAAAACAAUUUUCCUUAAAUGUACAUCCUGCAUAUAGUAAAUAUGAUAUUAAUUCAAGAUUUAAUGCAGAUUUUGGUUGGUGGUUUAAAUCUGAUAACAAAACGAUCGAAACUGAUCAAUAUGAUUUUUCUAUAGUUGUAUUACAUGAACUUAUACAUGGACUUGGAUUUAUAUCAAGUUGGGAUAAUAGUCUUGAAACUAAUGUCUAUCAAUAUGUCACUGGUCUUACUUCAAUUUACUAUUUCUACGACAAUAAAUAUGGCGGAUUUGUAGAAAAUAUAUUUGAUAGAUAUUUAAAACUCAUAGAAAAUAAGAAAAAAAUCCCGUUAUCAGAUUACACUGCUCAGUUAGAUAAAUCUGUACCUCCUAUGACUCCAUUUAAUACUAUAUUACAAUUUACCAAUAGAGUAAAAUCUUCUCCAAAAUGGAAAUAUGCAAAAUUAGUACUUAAAGCAGCAACCACCAAUAAUAGUAUAAUUUUUACACCAGCGAAACGAACAAGUUGGAAUCAAGAUAUUUAUUUAGAAACUAGUCUUAAACCUUUUAACGCAGGUUCCAGCAUAAGUCACGUUAGUCAAUUAAAAUAUAGAAAAACUUCUGACUUUCUAAUGACAUAUCAGCAAUUUCCUGGACAAACGCUAGAAUACUUUAUCAAAAGAGGUGGAAAUUAUAAAUCUCCAAUCGGACCCAGAAUUAUUUCUAUACUUGAAUCGAUAGGAUAUGCAACAGAUACUCACCCUAAUCCCGUUAAACCUACACUCCCCAGCAAAAAGUAUCCGACCAUGUGA
Molecule: messenger RNA, 1224 nt
Organism: Diversispora eburnea
Lineage: Eukaryota; Fungi; Glomeromycota; Glomeromycetes; Diversisporales; Diversisporaceae
Source: the annotation of a GenBank genome assembly